Messenger RNA from Lycium ferocissimum, 408 nucleotides. RefSeq lists its product as uncharacterized. Lineage: Eukaryota; Viridiplantae; Streptophyta; Magnoliopsida; Solanales; Solanaceae. The transcript has 2 exons. The record is from RefSeq and is a predicted model, not a curated record. The coding region runs from base 10 to 408 and encodes 132 amino acids.
GUUGCACCAAUGUUACAUGAGGAAGUUCAGGAUAUUGUAGUGACCGGUGGAGAUUUAAGAGCAUAUAGAGGUAAAGCUUCAACUGAAGAGAUUAAUCGGGCGGAUGAAGGAUCUUUCAACUCAACAGAGGGAAUGGUUGCAGAGAUGCUCGUUGAGUUGCCUCUAGAAACUCGUGUACCAGAAGCAGGUGCGGGAAUACAAGUCGGGGACAUCACUGAUCAUUCAAUUUUAGAGACCCCACCCAGGUUCGAUGACAACAUUACUAAGUCACAAUGGUUGAUCCCUGACGAAAUGUUACCAAGCCAAAUAGGUUCGUCAGGAUUCUCUGUGUUUCAUCAAACGGGUAACAAAGGAUUUGUUAUGCCAGUAAUGUCCGCUGACAAAGGAAUACAAAGAGGCGUUGAUUAA